GAGCUGCGUGCUGGGGCUCGAACUGCUGACGGUCGACGCCGGAUGAAGAAGCGCCGCUGGUCUCCGCCCCAGCGCUCUCACAGACACAGAAAGGCGAGACGGCAGAGGGCUUCAGAAAGCGGCGCGGUGUCCUGCUCACUUUCCGCACUGAACCAGCCCAGUCCAAGGUCGACAGAUCCCCCCCCCCUUUGCCCACUCUAUAACCGCACUCUUGCCCGACUGAGCGUGCAGUUCUCCCGUCCGCCAGGGGCUUAAUUCUCCCUGCGCCGCCGAGAAGCAGCCAGCGAUGUCCGAGAGGAGCCCGCACACCAGACCCCGCUGCCUGGCCGCCGCUGCUCCAGCCAGAGGAGCCAAGCUCACCCACCCUGGCAAAGCUAUCCUGGCAGGUGGGAUUGCAGGAGGCAUCGAGAUCUGCAUCACCUUCCCCACGGAGUACGUGAAGACGCAGCUGCAGCUGGACGAGAGGGCAAACCCGCCCCGCUACAAGGGCAUCGGUGACUGUGUGAAGCAGACGGUACAAGGACAUGGGGUGAAGGGCCUGUACCGGGGUCUCAGCUCUCUGCUCUACGGCUCGAUCCCCAAGGCAGCGGUCAGGUUCGGGACGUUCGAGUUCCUGAGUAACCAGCUGCGGGACGACCAGGGGAAGCUGAGCAACCGGCAGAGCCUGGUGUGCGGUCUGGGCGCGGGGGUGUCCGAGGCCGUGUUGAUCGUGUGUCCGAUGGAGACAGUCAAGGUGAAGUUUAUCCAUGACCAGUGCUCUGCAAAGCCAAAGUACCGAGGGUUCUUUCAUGGGGUCCGAGAGAUAGUCCGUGAGCAAGGACUGAAGGGGACGUAUCAGGGGCUAACAGCGACGGUUCUGAAGCAGGGAUCCAACCAGGCCAUCCGUUUCUUCGUCAUGACUUCACUGAAGAAUUGGUACAAAGGGGACAAUCCAGCCAAAGAGUUAAACCCUCUCAUCACAGGCCUGUUCGGAGCUACAGCUGGGGCUGCCAGCGUCUUUGGUAACACACCCCUGGACGUGAUAAAGACCAGGAUGCAGGGAAUGGAGUCACAUAAAUACAAGAGUACCUGGAACUGUGCCUUCAAGAUCAUGAAACACGAAGGGCCCCUGGCGUUUUACAAAGGAACAGUCCCACGCCUGGGUCGAGUCUGCUUGGACGUUGCCAUCGUUUUUAUCAUCUACGAGGAGGUGGUGAAGGUACUGAAUAAGAUAUGGAAGACGGACUGAGGCUGCUGGGGGAGGAGAGAAGGCCUGUCGCCAUGGCUACCAGAGGUGUGGGUGGGGGGGGUGAAGGGACAAGUCUCACCAAAACGUGGAACCGUGUAAGAGAGAAAUAGCCAAUGAAGUCAAUAUAUUCCCUUAGUGUUGUCCAGUGAUAAAAUACUUAGUCUGAGGAAAUCAUGUUCAGUGAUUGAGAAAGUUAAUUUAUUAAUAUCAUUGGGUGUUCCGUGGACUGGGUGAAGCAUUCCAUAUCAAUAGAUGGUACACCCUUUUUAAUGUACUGUGCCAAAGUGACUGCACUUCCUGGUGUUCUUUAUAUUUUUUGAGGCGUGGGACAGGGAGAGGUCGCAUCUUGUUGCUUCCUAUGUCACCACCAGUGCCUAGAGAUCGGGGUAAAGGAAUGGACUCUCUGGGGUUACAUGAAGUGUGGGGUUUGGGGGAAAUGGAUCAUGGCAAAGAAUGCUGCAGGGAAAUGGUUCUUUGGAGGGGUUGGCGACCUUCUUGACCCCUUGUGACCCUGAUCCAGGAUCGUGGCUUCCUGCCUUUGAAUGAACGGCCAUUGCCUCAUGGAUAUCCUCUCACUGGGCUCGGAUCCCAGCUGGUUUGAGCUUUCCCAUCAAUCCCAGGAGGUGCUUGAGAAGACUAGAAAAUAUGAAAGCUGAGAAGAGACUUCUAGCUGGAGUCUGUAGAGAGGGAGACUUGUCAUCAGGGCCAGGAACAGUUGGACAAAAGAGAGUGCACAAAAUUAUGGACGAACUCAGCAUCUAUGGAGGGGAAUAAAUAGUCAAUUUUUAGGGCUGAGACCAGGACCGGAAAAGAAGGGCUUCUUUCUGAUAUUCUGACAUCUUCCCCUUCCUCUCUAGUCCUGGUCUCAGCCUGAAACAUCGACUGUUUAUCCCCCUCCAUCGAUGCUGCCUGACUUGAGUUCCUCCUGCAUUUUGUGCGUGUGACUCAUGAGGAGUUAGAAGUGUGCCCGUAACCUGGUCCAAAGGAAAGGCUUCCCCUGUGAAUCUAAAUUUACCUUUCCAGUUCAAGGUGACUGAGGAAGGGGUAGGCUCAUUGUAAUUUCCCUGGAGAUCAUUCUCGAAAACCCGCCUUCGUAUUCUGUAAACGCAGAAGAAAGGGAAAUAUUCCAAAUUGCUGUGUUAGAACCGCCGUUCUGUAGGGGUGGGUGAGAUUCUGUGGAAGCCAAAUGAAUUUGCACCUUUAGAGGGUGUCUGUUAUCUUCUGGCGGGCUGAAGCUGUGGCUGUGUUCUGUCGUGUAGUUAUAUUGAUCUGCCAAGGAACUGUGUCUGGGCAUACAGUCUGGCUGGGAGCAGGGAGCCAAGUGCUGGAGGAACUCAUCAGGCCUGGCGGCAUCCCUGGAGGGAAAAGGACCCUCUCGACUGAAACGUCAACUGUCCAUUCCCCCUCCUCUGCCCACGGUUGGUGCCUGGCCCACUGAAUUCCUCCAGAUGUCAGCAUCUGCAGCCUCUGUUAUUGCCAGGGUGACUGCAUCCGGCCUGCUUUCAGAGGUGUCUGGGAGAGAGAACGAUUUCAUCCCCCCCGGUGGGGUGGGAAACACAUCCCAGAACUCUUGUCAUCGCAGCAGAAACAACUCACCGGAAGUUUUUUUCUUUAAAUACCUAUUUAUAUUUACCAAAACGUUUGUGUGUGUGCAUAUGUGGUUAAUGUUCCUUUAAAACUGUGAAAUAACAUUUACAGGAGUUGAAAAUUGCCUUGAAAGACCCUGUGCCCCCUCCUCCCUGCCAAUAUCAUGUAAACUGUUCAAGCCAUCCUCUUUCAUUCCUGUGUGACCUCUCUUACUGUGGCCAAUGUUUACAACGUGAUGUAUUAAUAAAUUAACUAAUAUGCUUCAAAUGCUGCA
Messenger RNA from Mobula hypostoma (lesser devil ray), 3089 nucleotides. RefSeq names its product tricarboxylate transport protein B, mitochondrial. The transcript has 9 exons. The coding region runs from base 287 to 1228 and encodes 313 amino acids. Gene Ontology annotation, biological process: mitochondrial citrate transmembrane transport. NCBI's taxonomy places the organism in Eukaryota, Metazoa, Chordata, Chondrichthyes, Myliobatiformes, Myliobatidae. Gene Ontology annotation, cellular component: mitochondrion. The record is from RefSeq and is a predicted model, not a curated record. Gene Ontology annotation, molecular function: citrate secondary active transmembrane transporter activity.